Messenger RNA from Anopheles merus, 4062 nucleotides. RefSeq names its product DE-cadherin-like. NCBI's taxonomy places the organism in Eukaryota, Metazoa, Arthropoda, Insecta, Diptera, Culicidae. Bases 375 to 3425 code for a protein of 1016 amino acids. The transcript has 4 exons. Gene Ontology annotation, biological process: homophilic cell-cell adhesion. The record is from RefSeq and is a predicted model, not a curated record. Gene Ontology annotation, molecular function: calcium ion binding. Gene Ontology annotation, cellular component: plasma membrane; cell-cell junction.
UUAGCUGAAAGUCACGAGAUUCGACUUACGUGAAAAUUCGAGAUACGCGGUUUUUUUGCGGCCGUUAAUAGUCCCCAUCAACCGUGUAUCUCGGGGACCGCAUGUACAGUGACGUAGUUAUACUGAAUACAGUGCAGUUGCUGCUUUGUGUGAUUAUGGUCCAAGUUCUCCUUACGUAUGAUUGACUAUCCUGCUGUGAGGAUUUAUAAGUCACUGAUCGCUAGCCCCAUUAGUGGCACAUGCAUGCCUAGACAAACAACGGUUGUUGCGGAAAGGGAUGAGAAAAAAGUAGGCAAACUGUGGUCGAGUAUAGCCUAGGUUCUGGUAACAUGUGAGUGUUGUUUGUUUACACAUGCUUCUUCAAAUGAGGGAUAAUGGCACUGAAAAUAAUAAUAACAGACCUAUCAUUAAGGUUAAACAAAUGUCUGCAAUAUUUCCAAUUUCAUUUCAGAAAGACAAAACGGAAACGAACAUUCAUUACUCUUCCACGCAAAAUAAGCAAAAAAAUGAACCUGGUCAAAUUGAUGAUCAACGUCAUGAUAUUAUUAUUCUGUAUCAAAUUGCACGCUGCAAAUAUUCAAACGAUCACAGAAGAUGUAAAUGAAAACGACAAAAAAAGACUCACCGUCAAUUCGAAUUACAUCCCCUCGUUUACCAAGUUUCCAUGGGCUCCCAUUGUACUCAAUGAAACAUACGACCAAUUCUACAGUUCAUUAGCUCAGUUUGAGGUGAACACGAAUUUAAAUGACGGAACAAGUGUUGUAUUUGAUAUCGUUCAAGACAAUGAUUCCACAGCUAACAUACAAACUACAUUUAUCUUAGAGCAGGUCAAUAACACCGCACACAUAAUACUGGGAGGCAAACUUGACUAUGAAAAGGUGCAAGAAUAUAGAAUCACGGUACGAGCAAUGAAUUUCAGAGGCUUGAAAGCAGAUGCAACAAUGUUCGUCAAGGUCUUAGACGAAAACGAUAACAUUCCAGAGUUUAUAGGAGACUCGAAUGGAGUUAUCCUCGAGCACGAGCCAGUAGGCACGUUCGUAAUGCAAGUAAAGGCACAUGAUAAUGACGGGACAUCGGCCCACAACAUCGUAUCGUAUCGGCUCGAGGGUACUGCUCGACAGUAUUUCCACAUUGACAGUAAAACUGGCAACAUUACGUCAUUGGUGGAGUUCGAUCGUGAGGCGAAAGAUAUUUAUCCUGUAACUGUGGUUGCCGAAGAUAACUCACCGUCCGUGCUGUUCAAUAAUGGAAAGCCAAACCGUGCGGUAAAACAGUUGUUUAUAAGAGUUUUGGACAAAAACGAUCAUCCCACACGGUUCGAGGAACAAUACUACGAGGUGAACAACAUACCAGAAGACGCUGACAUCAAUACAAGUGUUAUCAAGGUGAAGGCAACGGAUCAGGAUAAAGAUCCCAAGAUUAAAUACAGCAUUAUAGAGAAUAACAUUGGAAAGGCGUUUAAGAUCGAUGAGGACACCGGUCUUAUUUCAGUUAACAAAAAGCUCGACUAUGAAUCGAUUCAAGAAUACGAUUUAGUCGUGCAGGCAUAUGACGGCUGUUUUAAAAGCACAACCAACGUAUGGAUUCAAAUAAAAAAUCUGAAUGACUUUGCACCGCAAAUUUUGACCUUAACAAACGUCACGAUCAAGGAAAACACCAUUCCUUUGGAUUGUAUUGCAAAUUUGUGGGCCUAUGAUCCAGACAUCGAGAAUUUCGAGUACCCACAAAACAUACAAUAUGCACUUCCCAAAGAACACCAGCACCUCUUAAGCAUCGACGACAAAGGAUGUCUUAAACUGCUCCAGCCUCUUGAUCGUGAUCCUCCACAUGGGCAAGAAGUGAUACAAAUCAAUAUUACCAUUACAGAUGAAAAUGGUAAGGGAAGAACGGUGAUGGAAACAGUUUACAUCUUCGUUGAAGACAUUAACGACAACGCGCCCCAGCUUACCAAUAGAAUGCCAGUUGUGUGGAGUGAGAACCGCCCUUCAGCCAUGAUCACGAAGCUGACUGCAGAAGACGCUGAUGGAGAGCACAAUGGACCGCCGUUUUUCUACAGUGUUGAUCCCGAUGCCCCAACCGAAAUCAAAAAUCGCUUCCAGACUGUAGGUGAUGAGCUGUAUUCAUUGGUGGAGUUUGAUCGGGAGAAGCAGAAACAAUACUUGGUACCGAUACUGAUUCGAGACUCGGGUCACAAACCGAUGAGCGCCGUCAGCAAACUGUUGGUGGUGAUUGGUGACAAAAAUGACAACGAAAUGCAAAUGGGCCAGAGCCGCAUUCUCGUCAACAAUUACGAAGGCAAGCUUGCAGAUACGCAGAUAGGACGAGUGUAUGUCAGCGAUCCAGAUGAUUGGGAUGUAUCAGACAAGAUGUUUCUUUGGGAUGAGAUGACGCCCGAGACGAAUAGGAAGCUCUUCAAGCUCAACAUCAACACCGGUAUGAUCACGAUGAUAAAAGGCACACCCGAAGGAAUAUACAAUCUAGCGUUCACUGUGAUUGAAGAAUCAUCCUAUUUUCCACGCCACAACGUAUCUGCUCGAGUGACGGUGACAGUGAAGAACAUCUCGGCGAAAACAGUCAACCAGAGUGCAUCGAUUCGCUUUUACAAUGUAACGGCUGAGACAUUCAUAUCUCAGACAGUGAGUGAGCUCAACACACCCAUGAAUCGACUUCAGCAAAGCAUUGCAAGCAUUCUGGAUACCAGCCCAGAUCAGGUGGACAUAUUCACGAUCAACAAUCGUAAGCUUGCCCGGGGUGCAUUCUUGGACGUGUUUUUUGCGGUAGAUGAUACUAUUUACACAUCGCCAGAGGUCUUAAAUUCAGUGUUAAGUUUGCAUCUACGCCAAUUGGAGGAAGACGUCGGGUAUCGGAUUGUGACGGUUGGUAUCGAUGAGUGCAUCGAGAAAGGACAUACAUGUACACAGACAUGCAAAAACAAGGUCCUUAAAACAGCAAAACCAAUCGUAGUGCACACCAGCACUAGCUCGUUUGUGGGAAUGACCACCUUGGUGCAAGCUGAAUGCAUCCCACAGAUAGAAUCUUCGCUGGUAGCAUGCUUCAACGGUGGCACUUUCCAGAAUGGUAAAUGUAAAUGUCCCAUGGGGUUCGAAGGACCUCAGUGUGAGAAAUUAGACAUCUGUUUUGAUGGAAGUGGGUAUGCAAUCUAUCCAUCGAUCAACAGUGGCAACGUAAACAACAUCAGCAUUGAGUUAUUGCCCCGACAAAAGAACGGGUUGGUAUUCUACAUGGGUCCUCUGAAGUAUGACCCAUCUUUGAAGGCACCACCUUUUCUGGCAUUGGAAAUCAACGAUGUUUUUGCUGCUUUCAUUUCAACAGAAGACAACAAACAUGACCUAGUUGAUUAUUCCCUAGUGUGUUCCACUAAAACAGGCCUGGACGAGGAGAAGGAUGAACCACGAGCUUGCUGAGCUGUACGGCGAAUCGAGUAUCCUGACGGUGGUACUAGGCGCAUGGGAGUACUGCGAACGCGAUGGCUGGAUCAGGUGAAGCGAGACCUGUCGGAGAUCGUGUGUCUACAUGGAUGGUAGACAGCUGCCAGGGUCCGAGCAUUCUGUAGAAUGAUGGUUGACCGAGCCAUGUCACUUCGACGUGCUCUAUCGUGAGCAGGCCAACAAUAGAGAGUUCGUUAAGUUCAUAUGUAAGAAGAUAGGGAAUGAAGCAGGAAAGCGCAUUUGAGUGGCAAGGUUUGAUUUAUGUUAAUAAUUUCUUGGAUAUUUUCGCUAAUCUCUGCAUAGCAUAGAAGAAGUCCGUACCACAUAUUACUAGUCCAUAACGGAAUGGUCCUAGAUUCAUAGCGGUGCCAUUAGACAUAAAUGGUGGUUGAUUUCGGAGAAUAUGCGUUUAGUAAGGACCAGUGGUAUAUUUAUUUUGCUUAGUGUGUAGGAUGUAUAUUUGUUGAUGAAAAGGUAUUCGUUCAACCAAAUUUCGUUAUCCUUCACGAAAGUUCGCGUGCUAAACAAAGAUUUUUCAUACUUCGGUGGAAUGUACAUUGAAAGCGCAGUUAUUUAUUCAGAAAAUAAAAAGCACUUACUUACUUCAAAUAUA